Molecule: messenger RNA, 2526 nt
Organism: Entamoeba nuttalli P19
Lineage: Eukaryota; Evosea; Mastigamoebida; Endamoebidae
Product: DNA repair and recombination protein, putative
Exons: 1
Coding region: 1-2526 (841 amino acids)
Biological process (GO): telomere maintenance; DNA repair
Molecular function (GO): DNA helicase activity; ATP hydrolysis activity
Source: RefSeq, a predicted model, not a curated record
AUGAGUUUCUUUAACCCAAUGGUCAAUCAGUCAUUCACAGCGUCUUCAAAUUUGAAAUUAACAAAUGGGAUAAUGCAGUCACUUGGAAAACAAUCAAAAUACACUAAUAAACCACAACCUAUUGUCAAAACAAAAACACUUCCAAAAUCUUUUACCGCAGGUGUUAAAACAAAAAGCUCAAUAAGGACUUUAAGUGAAAUCGUCCAAUCUAAUUCAAAGAAAGAAUUUAAUUAUCAUCUUAGUUCUGAUCAAGAACUUGUGUUAAAAGCAGCACUAGAAGGAAAAUCAUUCUUUUUUACUGGAGCUGCUGGAUGUGGUAAGUCAUAUGUGUUAAGUGCAAUUGUUGAGAAAUUAAAACAUGACAAAGAAGUUUAUGUUACAGCAAGUACUGGAAUUGCUGCAUGUAAUGUUAAUGGAAUGACGAUACAUUCAUUUUCAGGAAUUGGAAAAGGUGAAGGGAGUAGUUCUGAAUUAUGGGAUAAAGUUAAAAGAGAUAAAAAGGCAUUAAAAAAAUGGAAUAAAGUUGAGGUAUUAAUUAUUGAUGAAAUUUCAAUGAUUGAUGGUGACUUAUUUGAUAAACUUGAAUUUAUUGCAAGAAAAGCAAGAAAUAAUAAUUUAGCAUUUGGUGGGAUUCAAAUGAUUAUAUGUGGUGACUUUUGUCAACUUCCACCAAUAUCUAGAAAUGGAACAACUAAAUUUGCAUUUGAAAGUAAUUGUUGGAAUAAGGUUAUUCCAUAUUGUUAUUAUUUAACUACAGUUCAUAGACAAAAUGAUCAAAAGUUUAUUACUUUAUUAAAUGGUAUUAGAAUAGGUGAAAUUAAUGAUGAAAUGAUAAAUUGUCUUAAAGGAUGUUGUGAUAAAGAAUGUAAACAACAAUGUACUCACUUAUUAUCUUAUAUUAAAGAAGUUGAUGAUGUUAAUACCAAAGAAUUACAAAAGUUACAAGGAAAUGAAGUAGUUUAUCAUUCAAUUGAUACUGGAAACUCAAUUUAUUUAACUUCAAUGAAGAUUACUGAUGAAUUACAUUUAAAAGCAGGUGCAUUUGUAAUGAUUAAUAAAAAUAUUGAUGUUGAACGUGGUCUUGUAAAUGGAAGUGUUGGGGUUGUUAUUGGUUUUGAUGAAACUUCAUUAUUUUCUGGACAGCCUGUUCCUAUUGUUCAACUCAGUAAUAGAACAUUACCAAUUAGUGAAUGUAGUUGGGAUAUUGAAUUAGGAAAUCAACUUGUUGCAAAAAGAAGUCAAAUUCCAUUACAACUGGCAUGGGCUAUUUCUAUUCAUAAAAGUCAAGGAAUGACAUUAGAACGUGCAGUAAUUAGAAUUGACAAUGUAUUUGAAACUGGACAAGCAUAUGUUGCUUUAUCAAGACUAAAAUCACUAGAUGGACUUUAUAUUGAAGGAAGUGUAAUAAAAGAAAGAAUUAAAUGUAAUGAAAAAGCAAAAAAGUUUGACCUGUUUAUUAAAAAUGGAAGAUACAAUGCCCAAUUUGGAGAUAAAACAAAAGAGGUGGUUGACAAAGAUAUUAUGAUAAUUGAAGAUGAUACUACACCAAUUCAUGAAAACAACACUACCACACACAAUUUAGAAAUUAUGCCACCUCCACGUAAGAGUUGUGCAUCACUCAUGGACUUUGAAGAUGAAGAAGAUGAUGAAGGGUUUGUUAUGAUAGAGUCACUACAAAAUGAUAUUUUAAUAAAUAAAGCAGAGCAAACAAAUAAUAAAAAUGAUUUAGAGAGAACUAACACAGAAAUAAUACCACCAAAGAAAAGUGUAAUUAAUACAAAAAUAUUCACUGAAUUAGAAAAUGAUUGGGAAGACAUUGACAUUGAUGAUGAUAUCCCAAUCAAACCAAGAAGAACAACUACUCCUAUACUUUCUUCGAAUGACCAACAACCAAAAAAGAAACCUUUAUUUUCUUCAGAAUUAUUUAACAGGGGAAAUAGUAAAAUUUAUAUAGAAGCACCUCAAAACUUAUUAAAAGACCAUGAGAGAAAAAGUGGAAGACUAUCAUUUUCAUCACACCCUCCUAAUUUAGAAGGGAUUAAAAGACCUCACCAACCCCCAACAAACGACUUACUCCCACCUACACACCAAACAUUUGAAGAGUUAACUACAAGUAAAGAAAAACAAAAUGAAAGUUUAGAGCAAGAGGAUAAAACAAAUUAUUUCGACAUAACUGAAGGUUGGGGAAAUAGUAUAAAUGAAGAGUGUUGUUAUAUUAAUGAAUUUGAAGAUAAUGAGGGAGAGAAUUUAGAAAAAUCAUUAAAUGAAGAUGAUAUGUGGAUGAAAUUAUAUGGAAAGGAUAUAUUUGAAGGAAAUUGUUCUAGUUAUAAUGAAAACAAGUCAAAUACUGUAGGGGCAAAUAGAAAGUCUUCUGAAAUUGAUUCAGAAUCAUAUGAACCAAAAAAGAAAACACAGACUAUUGAAGAUUUAUUAAAUGAGAAAGAACCAGAAAAUAUUCAUCCUUGUGGGAGUAAGACAGAUCCUAUUAAAAUAGAUGAUUUUGAUAUAGAAAAUCAUGAAGAAUAA